AAGAAGAACAACAACCCAAAUCCCAAAAUCAAUUCUUCUUAGUUCAUUCGAAUCCAUCGAUGGAGUGGAGGAGAGGCAAAUCCGUCGGCCGGGGGAGUUUCUGUUCUGUGAAUUUGGCGAUUCCGACAGGGGAUUCUAAUCUGGUUAAGCUUCCUCAGUUGAUGGCGGUGAAAUCAGCUUUUGUUUCUGAGUGUUCUUUACUUCAAAGGGAAAGAGAAAUUCUAACCCAUCUCAGAGAUUGCCCACAAAUCAUUCGUUGUCUCGGAGAUGAUCACACCAUCGAAAACGGUCAGAGAUUUUACAAUGUCUUCUUAGAGUUCGCUUCCAGAGGUACUUUGGCUGAUCUGCUCAAGAAAUCUGGUGGAGCUUUGAUUGAAUCGGAAGUUAGACGUUACACGAAGUCGAUUCUCAGUGGACUUCGUUUCAUUCACGAGAAGGGUUUCGUCCACUGCGACAUCAAGCUUCAGAACAUCUUAGUUUGCUCUGAUUCUGACGGUAGCGAUGAUGUCAAGAUCGCUGAUUUCGGAUUGGCGAAAAGGGUUGGAGCAGUGGAGAAUCUGAAUUUGAGGGGAACCCCUCUUUACAUGUCACCUGAAUCCAUUACCUGCAACGAACAUGAAGCACCGGGCGAUGUAUGGUCGCUUGGAUGCGCCGUGGCGGAGAUGGUCAUGGGUAGACCGGCAUGGAAUCGGAGAGCUGAUACAGAUAUCAGUGCUCUCUUGUUUCGGAUUGGUUUCGGGGAAGAAUUGCCGGAAAUACCAGAGGAGAUGUCGGAACAGGGAAAGGAUUUCUUGAGGAAAUGUUUUGUGAAGGAUCCUUCAAAGAGAUGGACAGCUGAGAUGUUAUUGAAUCAUCCCUUCGUAGCUGAAGACAUUGUUUCAUUACCUCAGGGAAACAAACCAUCUCCAUCUCCAAGGAGUGCUUUCGACUUUCCCGAGUGGAAUUCAGUCUCUUGUUCUUCGUCAUCAUCGGAUUAUUAUCCUUGUGAUCAAGAACAAUCUCGUCGACCUGUUUCCAAUUCUUCUUCGUCUUCUUCUCCGGUUGAUCGAAUUCAGAAGCUCAUGACUCAGAGAAGACCGAAUUGGGAAUCUUCAGAUAGUUGGAUCAGUGUACGGUGA
This is a messenger RNA of Telopea speciosissima, 1118 nucleotides long. RefSeq names its product mitogen-activated protein kinase kinase kinase 20-like. The transcript has a single exon. The record is from RefSeq and is a predicted model, not a curated record. Gene Ontology annotation, molecular function: ATP binding; protein kinase activity. Gene Ontology annotation, biological process: protein phosphorylation. NCBI's taxonomy places the organism in Eukaryota, Viridiplantae, Streptophyta, Magnoliopsida, Proteales, Proteaceae. The coding region runs from base 60 to 1118 and encodes 352 amino acids.